Messenger RNA from Ostertagia ostertagi, 462 nucleotides. Lineage: Eukaryota; Metazoa; Nematoda; Chromadorea; Rhabditida; Trichostrongylidae. The record is from the annotation of a GenBank genome assembly.
GUGGAGCUUUACGGCAUCCCUGAUGGUCACACUGAUACAUCUCCUGAUGUUGGUAUCUGCAUUGCCGCUCUUUUUGCAGCUGAACUUCGAGGGCGGAUGCAGCUUCGUCGCAUAGUCGAUGCUUCCCAUUUCACUCCUGACAUCAAUUUCAAUAAGAUCGAGCAACCUCCGCCCUUACGCGAGAUUCCUCUAUUUCGGAGAAGUUUUCCAACUGACUGGAGACGUGAUUCAACUUCAGCAGAUCAACUGUCUCAGAGCAGUGAACUAGCCAAAGAGUGGCGUGAAUGGUCUCCGCGCAGGGCUCAUAUUCCACCUCUAGAAGUCAAGUGGCUGGACGAUCAUGGGUACUGUACAGGAGGAGAGUAUCUUGUCAACAUCGAAGGUUCACAGACGCAAUCACCGUACGAGUUCUACGCUAGGCCGAUCAAAAGGGAGCCCGUUCGUGUUACUCAAAGCACGUAG